GUAUCUCUAGCUCUAGAGGUCUGGAGUGUCCUUCGGUGGUGACUUUGCUGCUACUGUUGAAAUACCACCAUUCAUUCGCGGUAGAAGAUUGUCUCGGGUCCUGGGAGUUACCAAUCCAAUAUCAAUCCAUUAUCAAUCAAUCAACCAACCAACCGAUUCGUAUGAACGGUUCCCACGAUGCCGCCAACGGUGCCGGUUCCUUUGUUGGAGGGGGACAAACGUCGUCAUCGUACGGAUACGACGGUGGGAACAGCCCCACAGCGACUGUAUCUCCUUCCCACCAACUCCGGAGACGCAUGGUGGAUCCGUCCGUCGACUACACCUCGCGGAACAACACACGCACAUCCCCACCCCAGAAAAGGUCCGUCUCGGCUACCUCCGUUGCCGUCAAGAAGCUGGAUUUCCUCUUUCCCAAAGUCGAUACGGAAUACACGGUGCAGACGGAUCGUGGGGGUCUCGCCUCACUCGUAGCGUACCUACUAAUUGCCGUCCUGGCCUUGGCCGAAACCGCCAGUUGGCUCUCGCAUAAUCGAGACACGGUGGACCACGUACGGGUCGAUACCAGUUUGGGUCAACGCAUGAGAGUUAAUCUUAACAUUACCUUUCCCAGUCUCGCUUGUGAUGAUUUGCACGUCGAUGUUAUGGACGUGGCUGGUGAUUCGCAAUUGAACAUUGAAGACACGCUGACCAAACGCAAAAUGGAUCGGACUGGACGGUACGGCCAGGCCGAGAUCCUGCAGAGCAACCAGCACGAGCAGGAACAAUCGCGCAAGGCCAAACUACGCCAAGAUCCGCUCCCGGACACGUACUGCGGACCGUGUUACGGCGCCCAACCCGACGUCGACGCCUGCUGCAACAACUGCGACGCCUUGUUGGAUGCCUACAAGCUCAAGGGCUGGCGGACCGAUUUAGUCCUCUAUACCGCGGAACAGUGCAUUCGGGAAGGUCGGGAUCAAAAGAAACUACGGCCCUUGAUACAGGGGGAAGGUUGUAACUUGUCCGGAUUCAUGUCGCUCAAUCGAGUGGCUGGGAAUUUUCACAUUGCCAUGGGAGAAGGCCUGCAACGCGACGGACGUCAUAUCCACGUGUUCGAUCCGGAGGAUUCCGAACACUACAAUGCUUCGCACGUGAUUCACCAUUUAAGUUUCGGACCCGAGAUUCAGGGCAAGACAAAGUCCGGAAACCUUGAUUCGUCGAGUCUCAACGGGGUGACCAAAAUGGUGACUCCCGAACACGGCACCACGGGUCUCUUCCAGUACUUUAUCAAGGUAGUGCCCACCACCUACUUGGGUCCGGGUGGCCGCCGCGACGAAUCCGGAACAUUCGAGACGAACCGCUACUUUUAUACGGAACGGUUCCGGCCGCUGAUGAAGGAAUACCUGCCGGAGGAGGCCGUCGCCGAGGACCCGAAACAAGCGGCCGUCCACGCCGGUGGGGGUCACCGAACCCACGAUCAUCAUCACGUACGAAAUUCCGUCCUACCCGGUGUGUUCUUUCUGUACGAGAUUUAUCCGUUUGCCGUGGAAAUUCAUCCGGUGAGCGUCCCCUUGACCCACUUGUUGAUUCGACUCAUGGCCACGAUUGGUGGUGUCUUUACGAUUGUGCGGUGGGUGGAUACAGCCGUCCUAGAGGGCAAUCCACGCAACCGGAGGAGCGGUCGGUAGCACGCAACGAUUGGUUCGCAUAAACACGACAAGUCGUGGCGGUGAUUGUAGUAGUAGUAG
This is a messenger RNA of Phaeodactylum tricornutum CCAP 1055/1, 1724 nucleotides long. RefSeq lists its product with no specific name. The record is from RefSeq and is a predicted model, not a curated record. Gene Ontology annotation, cellular component: COPII-coated ER to Golgi transport vesicle; endoplasmic reticulum. The coding region runs from base 162 to 1664 and encodes 500 amino acids. NCBI's taxonomy places the organism in Eukaryota, Bacillariophyta, Bacillariophyceae, Surirellales, Neidiaceae. The transcript has a single exon.